This is a messenger RNA of Cuscuta campestris, 2711 nucleotides long. Lineage: Eukaryota; Viridiplantae; Streptophyta; Magnoliopsida; Solanales; Convolvulaceae. The record is from the annotation of a GenBank genome assembly.
AUCUGAAUUGAUCAGACAUUUACCUCUGAAUAGUUAAGCAAUAUACUAGCUCUUAAUGGUUGAGACCUCUUACUAGUUCAGCACUUAAUGGUUCAGACCUCUUACUGGUUUAGCACUUACCUAUUCAGAAGUUGCCAAACAGCCCCUAAGAAUAUUUUCCCAACAUAUUUCUCUUCCUCUAUAUUUCUUUUCUCUCUCUUUAAGGUUACAAGCCUCUCCUUCUCAUUCCCAGUAGUCUCCACGCUCCUUAACACACUUCCAGUCCAUCAGGGAACAAAUGGUUGAUCAUCACUCAAAAUACAAAGGCUUGGACGAGAUCACCAUCUCCGAUAUCGAAACUCUUGGCCUAUCAUCCGAGCUUUCCGGCCAGCUGCACAAAAAGCUUGCCCGAAUCGUGAGUAUUUAUGGAGCCGACCCACCGCAGACAUGGCUGCGUAUCUCCCGGGACCUGCUUACCCCACACCAGCCUUUCUCUUUCCACCAGAUGAUGUACUAUGGCUGUUACAAAUACUUCGGACCCGACCCGCCUGCUUGGAUUCCCGACCUGGAAAGUGUUAAACUAACCAACAUUGGGAUGUUACUGGAGAGGCGUGGGAAAGAAUUUUUGGGAUCAAAUUAUAAAGACCCCAUAUCAAGUUUUUCUGAUUUUCAGGAAUUUUCUGUCUCACACCUUGAGAUGUUCUGGAAAACAGUAUUGGAGGAAAUGAAUGUUUCCUUCUCUGUUCCCCCACAAUGUAUUUUGCGGGAGACUCCAACCCAACCAGGUGGUCAUUGGCUUCCUGGAGCUUAUCUUAACCCUGCAAAAAACUGCCUGAUGUCAAAAGGAAAGAGGAGUUUGAAUGAUACGGUUAUUGUAUACCGAAAUGAAGGAGAGGAUGAAUCACCAGUUAAAAGAUUGACUCUUAAGGAAUUACAAUAUGCUGUUUGGACCGUAGCAUACGCUCUUGACACAUUAGGCCUGGAGAAAGGAUCUGCAAUUGCAAUAGAUAUGCCAAUGUGUAACAAUUCUGUUGUGAUCUACUUGGCUAUUGUACUUGCCGGUUAUGUAGUUGUGUCAAUUGCUGAUAGUUUUGCACCGAAAGAGAUCUCAAUAAGGCUCAAAAUAUCAAAUGCAAAAGUGAUUUUCACUCAGGAUUCUUUUUUCCGUGGUGGUAAAUGGCUCCCAUUAUACAGCAAAGUAAUUGAUGCCCAAUCGCCAACAGCAGUUGUAAUUCCCAGUAGAGGUUCCACUGUGGAGUUGCGUGAAGGUGACAUUUCUUGGCACGAGUUUUUAGAACGAGUGGAAAAGUUUAAAGAACUUGAGUAUGUUGGUGUAGAACAACCUGUUGAAGCCUUCACAAAUAUUCUCUUCUCUUCUGGAACAACAGGAGAUCCAAAGGCAAUUCCAUGGACUGUUGCUACACCUUUCAAGGCUGCUGCUGAUGGAUGGUCCAACUUGGAUUUUCACAAAGGUGAUACCAUAGCCUGGCCCACAAACCUCGGGUGGAUGAUGGGACCUCUGCUAAUUUAUGCUUCCCUGUUGAAUGGGGCAUCAAUGGCCCUGUAUAAUGGAUCUCCACUAGGUUCUAGCUUUUCCAAGUUUGUCCAGGAUGCUAAAGUAACUAUGCUUGGAGUUAUACCAAGUAUUGUAAGGGCAUGGAAAACUACAAACUGUACUGCCAGUUAUGAUUGGUCAUCCAUCCGUUGCUUUGCAUCAACAGGGGAGGCAUCUAACAUUGAUGAUUACCUAUGGCUUAUGGGGAGAGCCAAAUAUAAGCCUGUCAUAGAGAUUUGUGGUGGUACAGAAAUUGGUGGUGGAUUUAUUUCUGGCUCGCUCUUGCAGACUCAAUCUUUAUCUUCUUUCAGCACAGCUUGUCUCGGCUGUAGAUUAUUUAUUCUUGGAGAAGAUGGGCUUCCUCUGCCGUCAAAUGUUCCUGGGAUUGGUGAAUUGGCCCUUGGUCCAUGCAUGUUUGGGGCAUCAAGCUCACUAUUGAAUGCUGACCACUACGACGUCUACUUCAAAGGAAUGCCUGUUUGGAAUGGACAGGUUCUAAGAAGGCAUGGAGAUGUAUUUGAGCGUACUCGCAGAGGGUAUUAUCAUGCUCAUGGUCGUGUCGACGAUACUAUGAAUUUGGGUGGUAUCAAGGUGAGCUCAGUUGAGAUUGAGCAGGUGUGCAACGCCAUAGACGAUGCCAAAAUCCUCGAGACGGCUGCUAUUGCAGUGCCACCACUGGGAGGUGGGCCCGACAUCCUGGUGGUUGCAGUUGUGUUCAAAGAUCCGGGCGAUAGCUCAAACUAUGAUUAUGACUUAAUCUCCCUGAGAAAUGCUCUCAACUUGGCUCUGCAGAAGAACUUGAAUCCCUUGUUCAAGGUUUCGAAAGUCGUAGCUCUACCUUCCCUCCCAAGAACUGCCACUAACAAAGUUAUGAGAAGGCUUUUACGGCAGCAGUUUUCUCAGAAAUCUAAACUGUAAGCAAUAUCCACUUCAGUGGUGAUGGAACAUGUAAGUUGUGAUGAUGAGUUGAACUUUGCUGCCCAAAUAGUUUCUGCUCCAUCAUGUGAAAAUCCAAAUAAGGCAAACUCCCUUUACUGUGUGUACAUAGAUUAUGCUCACAUUGAAGCUCCUGUUCAUAUCAAAUGAAAUACAGUGAUGGAUUUAUCCACAACAGAGAAGUCAUUUUUUUCCAAGAUUAUCAAAAAAGAAUAUUUGACAAUAAUGCUAAAUGAUGUAU